AGCCGGUCAUUCACAGCUUCUGCCACCCGACUGGCAACGAUAUGCAUACAAAAUCCCGUAAAGGGCGAGGAUGGCAAGGAUAUGAUGUUGGAAAUCACCUCUCGGGCAGCUAAGCGACUCUCCGACAUCAUGACCAAGGACAAGAACCCCCACCUAGCUUUGCGCAUUCGAGUUGAGAGUGGAGGUUGCCACGGUUUCCAGUACCUUAUGAGCCUCGUUACGAUGCCAACAGAAGAAGCGCGCGAAGCAUCGACCGUCAUCUCCGAGGACGACAGCAUUUUCCAAUACGUUCCAGACGAGGCCAAUUCUGCUACUCCGCCGGCAGAUAGCCCGAAGAUCAUACUAGACGAACCUUCCCUGGAGCUUCUCACGGGCAGCAAGGUGGAUUUUACACAAGAGUUGAUUGGGUCGCAGUUCAAAAUUGUUGAUAACCCUUAUGCAACAAGCAGCUGCGGGUGUGGAACAAGCUUCGAUAUCAAGGUGUAG
Messenger RNA from Trichoderma virens Gv29-8, 486 nucleotides. RefSeq lists its product as uncharacterized. The annotation marks the transcript as partial. The record is from RefSeq and is a predicted model, not a curated record. Gene Ontology annotation, molecular function: 2 iron, 2 sulfur cluster binding; 4 iron, 4 sulfur cluster binding; iron ion binding. Gene Ontology annotation, biological process: iron-sulfur cluster assembly. Gene Ontology annotation, cellular component: mitochondrion. The transcript has 2 exons. Lineage: Eukaryota; Fungi; Ascomycota; Sordariomycetes; Hypocreales; Hypocreaceae.